Molecule: messenger RNA, 651 nt
Organism: Trichoderma asperellum CBS 433.97
Lineage: Eukaryota; Fungi; Ascomycota; Sordariomycetes; Hypocreales; Hypocreaceae
Source: RefSeq, a predicted model, not a curated record
AUGGGUAUCAAGACUGACAUCACGCUUUACACCGCGUUAACACCAAAUGGGAUCAAGGUUCCGAUCCUGCUUGAGGAACUUGAGCUUGAAUACAAGUUAUACCAUGUUAAGCUAAGGGAGAACGAGCAGAAACUACCUUGGUUUCUAGACAUCAACCCCAAUGGCCGGAUCCCCGCUAUGACUGAUACAUGGGUGAACGGAAAGCAGCACCGUAUUUUUGAAAGCGGAGCAAUCCUUGAGUACCUUGUUGAACGCUAUGAUAAGGAGAACAGGUUCUCAUACCCAAAGGACUCCCCUGAAUAUUGGGAGGUAAAGAGUUGGCUCUCUUGGCAGAUCGGCGGCCUUGGCCCUAUGCAAGGGCAAUUAGAACAUUUUAGGAGAUAUGCAGCAGAGAAGAUUGAGUACGGUAUUAACCGUUAUGAUAAUGAGACCCAUCGCCUCUAUAACACUAUGGAAGCUCACCUGGCUAAGUCUCCUCAUGGACUGCUUGUCGGUGACCGCAUUACUAUAGCUGAUAUAGCCUGCCUAGGCUGGGUUGCCAACCACGACCUAGAUGGCGUUCCUCUCGAUAAGUACCCUUAUCUAGAAAAAUGGCUGAAGAAGCUCUUGGCGCGCCCAAGCUACGAAAAAGCCCAGAGGAUGCUAUCAUAG